Molecule: messenger RNA, 1125 nt
Organism: Diaporthe citri
Lineage: Eukaryota; Fungi; Ascomycota; Sordariomycetes; Diaporthales; Diaporthaceae
Exons: 1
Coding region: 1-1125 (374 amino acids)
Molecular function (GO): hydrolase activity
Source: RefSeq, a predicted model, not a curated record
AUGGAUUCAUCCAAACAACUCUGGUCAUCGCAGCCGUUCAAGGCACUCUACACGGCAUACUUCCUCGUCAAAACACCCGCCCACCUUCUGCUACUUUCUGUCGCGUACAUCGCGAAGCCGCUCCGCCCCCAGCCGGCAUGGAGCGUCAAGGAGAACGUGCGCGCCGCCAUGGCGAGGAUGCUCUUCAGCUUCUGGUCCUCGAUACGGUCCCAGCGCCCCGUCUAUACCGCGCCUGAAAAGGCCAAGGAGAGACACGCCCGGGUCGAGCCGCCGCCCGCCGCCUUCUUCGCGGGCGCCCUGGCGGCGUCUGACCUCGUCAAGCCGGCGGCGGUCGAUGCGGUCUGGUUCCCGAGCCCGCCCCCGUCCGACUCGGCCGAGCUCGCGAAGCAGAAGGUCGUCUUACAUUUCCCCGGUGGCGCCUUCGUCCUCGCGUUCAGCCACGAGGCCUCGGGGAGACCCAUCGCCGACGCCUUGAGCAAGCACUUCAGGGCGGACAGGGUCGUUUGGGCCCAGUACCGCCUGUCCGGCACACCUGAGACCUGCUUCCCCGCCGCCGUGCAGGAUGCCGUGACCUUUUAUCACUCCAUCAUAUCGCUAGGAGUGGAUCCUGCAAACAUCAUCGUGUCGGGCGACUCGGCCGGAGGGAACGUCGCCGUCGCGCUCGCGCGGUAUCUUCAGGAGGUACAGACGAAGCUCCCGCUGCCGAGGGGCGUCGCCGUCUUUUCUCCGUGGAUCCAUGUGACGAAGGCUGCCGGGAAGGACUAUGACCAGGAAUCUAGCUCCAAAUCCGAUGUGCUGCACAGCUCGGUCUUGCAGUGGGGCGCCGACGUGUAUCGGCCGCAGGGGAAGCUUUCGCCAGAGACGGAGGCCUACAUCUCGCCGCUGCACCACCCGUUCGAACUUUCAGUCCCUCUGUAUGUGCAAGCUGGUUCGGCUGAGGGGAUGCACGACCAGAUCAAGAGCUUCUCUGAGGAAAUGGCCAGUGUCGGGGGGAAUCGAGUGCUGUUCCGCUCAACGCCUUUGGCGCCUCACAAUCUCCCCUUCUGCCAUGACCAGUUUGGCAAGACGAAGGAGUUGGAAGAGUCUCUCGAUGAGGCGGUUGAGUUUCUCGGGUCAGGUAACUAG